Messenger RNA from Punctularia strigosozonata HHB-11173 SS5, 1123 nucleotides. RefSeq names its product Ribokinase-like protein. The transcript has 6 exons. Gene Ontology annotation, molecular function: ribokinase activity. Lineage: Eukaryota; Fungi; Basidiomycota; Agaricomycetes; Corticiales; Punctulariaceae. The record is from RefSeq and is a predicted model, not a curated record. Bases 1 to 1065 code for a protein of 354 amino acids. Gene Ontology annotation, biological process: D-ribose metabolic process.
AUGCCGCCCUCAACACCUUCACGAAGUCUAUGUAUAGUGCGAGGUUCAAUCAAUGUCGAUGAAUUCUUCCACGUCCAUGAUAUAGUCAAAGCUGGGGAGACCAUAUCUUCUACGGACUAUGAGCGAAAGCCCGGCGGAAAGGGCGCCAACCAAGCUGUGGCGGUUGCAAGAGCAGGCGGCGCCGUGGAGUUCGUGGGCGGGAUUGGGGACGACGGUGCAUGGCUGGUCGGCUGCCUAGCAGAUGUUGGGGUGGGUGUAAGCGGAAUCACCCGGUUCAACGACGUUCCGACAGGUCGAGCGAUCAUUCAGUUAGACAAGAAUGGAGAGAACUGUAUAAUUCUGCAUCGAGGGGCGAAUUACGGACCCGUGCCCCCAAUACCGUCGGCAUGCCUUCAGAGCGCAACGCAUCUCCUACUGCAGAACGAAAUACCCUACGAAACCACCCUCUUCAGCAUUCUCCUUGCGAACUCUCUAGGUAUCUCAACCAUAUUCAAUCCCUCACCGAUACCCUCGGCAGAACAACUACGUUCCUUCCCGUGGGAUAAACUCACAUGGCUCGUCAUGAACGAACACGAGAUGUAUGCUCUGUAUCAUGCCCUUGACGCGGAGAACGUGGAUCUCGGAUCCGGGGAAGUGUCUUGGCCCCCGGACUAUCAAGGAGGAAGGAAGCCGCCUCCGAGGCUUUUGGUUUGUGCAUUCAUCGUCCGAAUCCUGAACACGAAGCAUUUCUCCCCAAAUGUGCACAUAGUCUGCACUGUUGGCUCCGAAGGCGUUGUCUGUUACAUGCGAAACCUGGGUGGGCCUGUCUUUCUGCCUGCGUCCGAGCUUAAGGGAGAUAUUCGUGACACCACCGGCGCUGGCGACUGCUUCACCGGGUAUUUCGUUGCGGAGCUCAUGAAGUUAUACGAAGAAACCGGACAUCACAUCCCGCAGACGACAACUCAAAUCACGGACUUGCUGAUAAGGUGCAACCAAGCGGCAGGGAUGUGUGUAGAACGGCGUGGCGCAAUGGAAGCAAUCCCGUCUGACAAGGAGGUUGAGGAGCGACUCGCUACAAGAUCUUGAUCCGCAUAGGGUGUCCAUAGUAUCAUUCAAUUCCGUGACCUCCGUGAUUCGGUGUAAU